Pelagomonas calceolata is the source of this 1203-nucleotide messenger RNA. The record is from the annotation of a GenBank genome assembly. NCBI's taxonomy places the organism in Eukaryota, Pelagophyceae, Pelagomonadales, Pelagomonadaceae.
CCCCAGCGCCGCCAUCGCGGGCCCGAUGUCCGGCGCGACGAGCGACUCUUCGCCGCGACUCCACCACUGCCGCCGCUGCGCGAGCUUCUUUCGCGGCACGUCCAGCAAACCGUAGGGCCCGAGGGCCUCGAGGUCGUCGAGCAGCUCCGGGUCCAGCAGCUCCUCGAAACUGGCAAAGCCGCGCGCCGCGACGAGGUGCGCCGCGAGCGCGUCGGCCUUUUGGUCGGUGAGCUGGAGCUCGGCGACGAGCUGGGACGCCAUCAGCGCGGCGCGGGCGCGCUCGGCGGCAUCCAGCGGGGGUGGCGGUGGCGGCAUCGGCGGACUUCGCGGCGUCGCGGUCCUCGGUGUCAACGCCGGCGUGGUCCUGGCGGACGCCGACGUGGCGGUCCUCGGCGCCGGUCCUUUUGCGGGCGCCGGCGUCGACUGCGACGCUCGCGCCGCCACCCCAGCCUCUGGUGGUGCCGGCGUCGCGUGCCCGGGCUUUUUGCGCGCCGCGAGCGCCCGCAGCCACGCCGCGGCGUCGCGCGCGCCGCGGUCGUCGGCGUAGUCCACGGGCAGGCGGCCGUCGCGAUCACGAGCGAUCAACAGCGCGUCGCCGCCGUCGUCGGCGUCACGCGCGAGGUCGCCCAGCGACUUCAGGCUCCGCAAUAUGUGCACGUGGCCCUCCCACGCCGCGAAGUGCGCCGCUGUGCGGCCGUAGGCGUCGCGGGCCGCGACGUUCGCGCCGAGCUCGGUCGCGAGGCACCGCAAAGCUUUCAACCGGCCGUUCCGCGCGGCCACGUGGACGGCCGUCUCGCCCGUCGCGUCGCAGGCCGUCUCGACGCCCGCGCCGAGCUCGACCAACGCUUUGAGGGAGGGACAAUCGCCGACCCAGGCCGCGCGGUGGAUAGCGCGCCAGCCGUCGUCGUCGACGGCGUUUAUGUCGGCCCCGCUCGCGACGAGGCACCUCAGACUGGCGACCUGCCCGUGCACGGCUGCCCUAUGUACCGCGCACCAGCCGAGCUCGUCCUUUGUGUUGACAUCGCACUGCUUUGCCAGGGUUUUUAUCUGUUUGAUGUCGCCGUCGCGCGCCGCGGCGACGAGCGCGUUUGUUGUGGACAUCUCCAUCCAGUGAAAAAAAACGCACCGGGCAGAAUGGUGGGAAUCACUCCACCAUCAAUGCGCUUUGAUGGGCAGCCGCCGCAUCCCCAAAAAACCAAAAGC